This is a messenger RNA of Taeniopygia guttata (zebra finch), 1654 nucleotides long. RefSeq names its product cyclin dependent kinase 2 (gene CDK2). Gene Ontology annotation, biological process: regulation of gene expression; G1/S transition of mitotic cell cycle; signal transduction. Gene Ontology annotation, molecular function: cyclin binding; cyclin-dependent protein serine/threonine kinase activity; ATP binding. Gene Ontology annotation, cellular component: cytoplasm; nucleus; cyclin-dependent protein kinase holoenzyme complex. NCBI's taxonomy places the organism in Eukaryota, Metazoa, Chordata, Aves, Passeriformes, Estrildidae. The record is from RefSeq and is a predicted model, not a curated record.
GCCGCCGCGGGUUUGGCGCGCGCGGGGGGGACGCGGCGGCCGCGCUCGGGACCCCCGGGAACCCCCCCCAGGGACCCCCCCCGGGACAACCGGGGACACCCAGAACCCCCCCGGGACAGCCCGGCCCCACCAGGGACAGCCCCGGGACCGGGACAGCCCCGCAGCCCCACCCCCACCCCGGAUAUCCCUCCCGGAGACCCCCAGAACCCCUCCGGGGCACCCCCGGUAACACCGGGACACCCCCGGGGACACCCAGAGACCCCCGGGAUACCCCCGGAACCCCACCCCCACCCCGGAUAUCCCUCUCGGGGACACCCAGGGAUUCCCGGUGACACCCCCGGUAACACCGGGACGCUCCCGGGAUACCCUCGGUGACACCGGGGACAUCCCCGGAACCCCACCCCCACCCCGGAUAUCCCUCUCGGGGACCCCCGAGGACACCCAGAGACCCCCGGGGACAUCCAGAACCCCACCGGCAUACCCCCGGUGACACCGGGACACCGCCGGUGACACCGAGAACACCCUUGGUGACACUCGGUGACACCCGGUGACACCGGGGACACCCCCAGACCCCCGUGCAACCCCCGGCAAUCCCCACCCUUAUCCCGGAUAUCCCUCCCUACGACCACCCCCCACCUCCGGGACCACCCCUGUCCCCGUUCCCGGUGUCCCCCCGCCACUCCCGGUGUCCCCCCCGGUGUCCCCUCCAUGGAGAACUUCCAGAAGGUGGAGAAGAUCGGUGAGGGCACCUACGGCGUGGUCUACAAGGCCCGCAACAAGGUGACGGGAGAGGUGGUGGCACUCAAGAAGAUCCGCCUGGACACGGAGACCGAGGGUGUCCCCAGCACGGCCAUCAGGGAGAUCUCGCUGCUCAAGGAGCUCAACCACCCCAACAUCGUCAAGCUGCUGGAUGUCAUCCACACGGAGAACAAGCUGUACCUGGUGUUCGAGUUCCUGCACCAGGACCUCAAGAAGUUCAUGGACUCCUCCUCGCUCAGCGGGAUCGCGCUGCCGCUCAUCAAGAGUUACCUGUUCCAGCUGCUGCAGGGGCUGGCCUUCUGCCACGCUCACCGGGUGCUGCACCGGGACCUGAAGCCGCAGAAUCUGCUCAUCAACGCCGAGGGCUCCAUCAAACUGGCCGACUUCGGGCUGGCCCGCGCCUUCGGGGUGCCCGUCCGCACCUACACCCACGAGGUGGUGACGCUCUGGUACCGCGCCCCCGAGAUCCUGCUGGGCUGCAAAUAUUACAGCACGGCCGUGGACAUCUGGAGCCUGGGCUGCAUCUUCGCCGAGAUGAUCACCCGCCGGGCCCUGUUCCCCGGGGACUCGGAGAUCGACCAGCUGUUCCGCAUUUUCCGCACGCUGGGCACGCCGGACGAGGCCGCCUGGCCGGGGGUGUCGGCGCUGCCCGACUACAAAGCCACCUUCCCCCGCUGGGCCCGCCAGGACCUGGCCAAGGUCCUGCCGCCCCUGGACGACGAGGGCCGCAAGCUCCUGGCGCAAAUGCUGCACUACGACCCCAACAAGCGAAUUUCAGCCAAGGCCGCCCUGGGCCACCCCUUCUUCAGGGACGUCACCAGAGCUGUCCCCCACCUGCGUCUCUGACCCCAAAAAUUACCCCAAAACCCCCAAAAUUACCCCAAACCCCCAAAAA